AUUGGUCUAGUUCUGACAGGAGGUCAAGGAAAGAAGAUCACAGGGAAGGAUCAUUAGGUGAUCAGGAGGAGAGUCAUGCAGUUGGUGAAAAGUCGAAGAGGGAAAGAAGCAGCUCAAGACAUUCGCACGAGGGAGACUCGAGUGGAAGUAGACAUCGUCGGCAUAAAAGAUCAGACCUUAGAGACAAGGACGGAAAUGAGAGGAAAAGAAGUGUGGAGACCAGUCCACGAGAUAAAGAUAGGGACAAGAGCAAGCAGAGACGUAGAUACAAGACCGGUGAUCCUGAUUAUGAUCGAAGCAGGAAUGGAAAGAGAGAGAAUGUAAGUGGUUCAUCAAGUGAUGAGAAGAGAGAAGAAAGACACAAAGAGGGAUCUGGUAGUAGCCAUAGGAAACGAAGAAGGUCAUCACACGAGCAGACUCCAAAGGAACCAGAGGAGAUUAUUGAGCGUUGGAGACCAAUAUGAUCGAUCAUCUUUCAUCAUCUCUUUAUUUUAUCUCCUUUGUAUUUCAUCACAUGUUUGAGUUUUUUUUUUAGGCGAGAAUUAAAUUAAGUUUUACGUUAAAAAUAAAUAAUUUUAAAGAUAAACAAAUGGUUUUUUAGUGACGUCAUAAAAAGAAGAAGGAGAAGUUUGAUCGGUAUCCAUCUACCUCUGCACGAUGACGAUAGCGACGCCUUUCAGCGGGGCUGCGAACUCGGUUACGUCGGCGAAAACCGUGCUGAUAACGGGGGUGAGCAAAGGUCUGGGAAGAGCCUUAUCUCUCGAGAUGGCGAAGAGAGGCCACACUGUGAUUGGAUGCGCCCGCACUCAGGAGAAGUUCACCGCUCUUCAAUCGGAGCUCUCCUCCCCGGAGAAUCAUCUCCUCCUCACCGCCGAUGUGAAAUCAGAUAGCAGUGUCAAAGAGAUGGCGCACACAAUCAUGGAGAAGAAGGGUGUCCCGGAUAUCAUAGUUAACAAUGCCGGUACUAUCAAUAAGAACAGCAAGAUUUGGGAAGUCUCUGCAGAAGAUUUUGACAGUGUCAUGGAUACAAACGUCAAAGGAGUAGUGAAUGUACUGCGCCAUUUCAUCCCUUUGAUGCUCCCACGGAAGCAAGGGAUUAUUGUUAACAUGUCUUCUGGAUGGGGAAGAUCUGGUGCUGCCCUGGUUGCACCUUACUGUGCAUCCAAAUGGGCCAUCGAGGGUUUAAGCCGAUCAGUGGCAAAGGAGGUAGCUGAAGGAAUGGCAGUGGUUGCAUUAAAUCCAGGAGUGAUCAACACAGAAAUGCUCACUUCCUGCUUUGGCAACACAGCUUCCUUGUAUCAAGCUCCUGAUGCUUGGGCUGUGAAGGCUGCAACGAUGAUUCUGAACCUUACAGCGGGUGAUAAUGGCGGAUCUCUUACGGUCUAACAACUAAACUACACUUUGCUUUUUGACUUCAGUAAUAUGGAUAAGGAGCUUCUUCAGCAGUCCUUUGAUUUGAGGCUUUAAUUCAUUUUUGUAACCAGAAAUUUUAGCAUAGUCACUACGUUCUAAGUUCAACUAAGCUGUAUUUUUUUGUAACGUUUUCACUGAAGUCAAUUUUAGAUAAAUAAAAAGUUAGGAGGAUGAA
Messenger RNA from Brassica napus (rape), 1588 nucleotides. Its product is annotated as NADPH-dependent pterin aldehyde reductase. Bases 658 to 1386 code for a protein of 242 amino acids. Gene Ontology annotation, biological process: folic acid-containing compound metabolic process. The record is from RefSeq and is a predicted model, not a curated record. Lineage: Eukaryota; Viridiplantae; Streptophyta; Magnoliopsida; Brassicales; Brassicaceae. The transcript has 5 exons. Gene Ontology annotation, molecular function: oxidoreductase activity, acting on the CH-OH group of donors, NAD or NADP as acceptor. Gene Ontology annotation, cellular component: cytosol.